CAUCCUGUCCUUUUAAUGACGGAGAUAACAAGGUGAGAAACAGACUACUCCAAAAAAGAACUGAUUCUCUCUCUGCAACAUUCUCACCACCACUUCUCAAUUCUCCAUUGAGCUAAUUUCGAUUCUUUUCAUUUCCAAUUUGGGGUUGAAGGAGCCAAUGGAUACCGAGUUUCUCCGGACCCUAGAUCGUCAGAUUCUCUUGGGUGUCUUCGUCGCUUUCGUCGCCGCCAGUGCCGGUGCUGCUUAUUAUCUCUCCUCCUCCAAGAAACGCAGAGGGUGUUUGGAUCCAGAGAAUUUCAAGGAGUUCAAGCUUGUUAAGAAGCAGCAACUUAGUCACAAUGUCGCCAAAUUCGUUUUUGAGCUUCCAUCUUCUACUGCUGCCUUGGGUCUUCCCAUUGGACAACACAUCAGUUGCAGGGGAAAGGAUGCUCAAGGAGAGGAUGUUAUUAAGCCAUACACUCCCACAACGUUAGAUUCAGAUCUUGGACGCUUUGAGCUUGUCAUUAAGAUGUAUCCGCAAGGAAGGAUGUCUCAUCAUUUCAGGGAGAUGCGUGUUGGAGACCAUCUUGCUGUUAAGGGACCAAAGGGGAGGUUCAAGUAUCAGCCAGGUCAGUUUAGGGCAUUUGGAAUGCUUGCUGGAGGUUCAGGCAUCACUCCCAUGUUCCAAGUAGCAAGAGCGAUUCUUGAAAACCCAACAGACAAGACAAAGGUUCACCUCAUUUACGCCAAUGUCACAUACGAAGACAUUCUCUUAAGGGAAGAAUUGGAGAGUCUUACUGCCAAUUAUCCAGAUCAAUUCAAAAUCUACUAUGUUUUGAACCAGCCUCCGGAGACAUGGGAUGGUGGUGUUGGAUUUGUAUCAAAGGAUAUGAUCCAGGCUCAUUGCCCUGCACCUGCAUCCGAUAUUCAGGUCUUGAGAUGUGGACCACCACCAAUGAACAAGGCCAUGGCUGCAAACCUUGAAGCUCUUGGUUACUCUCCAGAGAUGCAGUUCCAGUUCUGAUUGGUCCCAAAAAGAUGGAACUAUUUAAAAAAAAAACUCAUUUCUCUGAUCAAAUAAUUUUUGGUUACAAUCCCAACUGAGACUUGUGUCUUAAUUUGAGUGAGACUUGUAUUUCUGUUGUGGUUAACGAUUUGGUUAGGCAUAUUGUUUACAUGUACCGGUUUGGUUUGAUAUAUCACAUAAAGACUUGUCACUUGAUAGUGACAUCCGCAAGACCUACCCUAUUUGUUUUUGCUUUGUUGCUAUCAAUUUUGGCGACUGGCCUACAUUAC
Brassica oleracea var. oleracea is the source of this 1275-nucleotide messenger RNA. RefSeq names its product NADH--cytochrome b5 reductase 1. The transcript is spliced from 9 exons. Bases 158 to 1003 code for a protein of 281 amino acids. Gene Ontology annotation, molecular function: cytochrome-b5 reductase activity, acting on NAD(P)H. Gene Ontology annotation, biological process: electron transport chain. NCBI's taxonomy places the organism in Eukaryota, Viridiplantae, Streptophyta, Magnoliopsida, Brassicales, Brassicaceae. The record is from RefSeq and is a predicted model, not a curated record.